Messenger RNA from Thecamonas trahens ATCC 50062, 1113 nucleotides. RefSeq lists its product as uncharacterized. The transcript has a single exon. Lineage: Eukaryota; Apusomonadida; Apusomonadidae. The record is from RefSeq and is a predicted model, not a curated record. Bases 51 to 782 code for a protein of 243 amino acids.
GCCUCGCUGACCGACCGCGUUCGACCACUGCACUGCUCAUAGCAUAGAUUAUGGGGUGGGACUCUGCGACGACGUGGCAGUUUGUUGUCGCUGCACUUGCCACCGCAGCUACUAUUGUCAUUGCCCUUGUCACCGCCUGCUACUCGCGGCGGCAGAAGCGGGAGGCGAAGCGGGCGCAGUUGCGGGCAAUGACCUCUGACUCGUCGGCUUUUGUCGAAGUGCUGACGUACUCGUUUGGGCGUUUUUGUUUGGACACGGAAGCGUACAGGGGAGAGGAGAAGAAGAACGUGCCGUCAGCUGCGGCGCUACGGGCUUGGGCGUGCAACUGGGCGAUGAACAGGUAUGCCGACGGCGAAGACCGGGCGACGUUUCUCGAGAUCGAGAGUGCGCGAAGCAAGAUGAAGCAGCUCUAUCUGGACAUGGCCGACUCGCUCUUUCGCAACAGGAACCCCUUCCCGGGGGACUUUCGCGUCGCCAAGUUUCUACUUUUCAUCAUGCCGCUUGAGCGUGCAAACGCCGAGCUCGUGCUGUGCAAGCCUUGGGGGCCGUGGAUGAUUCAAUCGACUCUGAAGCGCAUGCUCAACAAGGACGACAAAGCAUCGCUCUUUGCAGCAGCUAAGCGACAGGAGGAGGAGCAGUCGCACAAGUUUCUCAUGGCAUGUUGGGAUGCUGUUCGCGACAUCGUCGACGAGAAGAAGGCUUGGGCCGACGCCACUUUGACGACGUCAUCGUCUCAGUCACGAUCAUCGUCCCUGUCUUCUUCAUCGGAGUCGUCAUCGUAACUGCGCGAUGUGCGCAGGUGAAGGUUUGUGCGUGGCCAAGAUGGGAGACAGCAGUGAUCGCGACCGUACCUUAGCAUGCCGCGUGGAACGUAAGGACAAACGGCUCGUAGAAGGAGACGAUGCCCGCGCAUUGCCCGGGUAGGACCGUCAAUCCUCGUCAGCUGCAUGCUGGUCUUGCUUUGCUCUUUAUGUCGCAGAUGCCACCGAGAUGGGGAACACACGAGCGAUGCACAGCACAGCAUCGGCAGGCGACGUCUCCAGACAGACGUCCGGCCUUCGCUUUGUUGCAGCCACGGACAGGCUGCGUGGUAUGUAAAGAUAACCAAGUCUA